Molecule: messenger RNA, 3561 nt
Organism: Gracilinanus agilis (Agile Gracile Mouse Opossum)
Lineage: Eukaryota; Metazoa; Chordata; Mammalia; Didelphimorphia; Didelphidae
Gene: SLC28A3
Product: solute carrier family 28 member 3
Exons: 18
Coding region: 328-2295 (655 amino acids)
Biological process (GO): pyrimidine nucleoside transport; purine nucleoside transmembrane transport
Cellular component (GO): membrane
Molecular function (GO): purine-specific nucleoside:sodium symporter activity; pyrimidine- and adenosine-specific:sodium symporter activity
Source: RefSeq, a predicted model, not a curated record
UUCUUUAGUGUCUUUAAUCAUUUAAAAGAAAGAAAGUCUUUGCUUGGGGGAGUCUAUGGGAAAGGAAAAGGUUUAUAUCUACCUCAUCUCAUCAACGGUUUUCACUGAGUUCUGCCCUGCUCAGUAGAUUCUGCUCCAGCCCCCUAGAAAGCAGAAGAGCCAGGCAGGCUACAGCCAGGGCCAGGACGGAGAAGAGAAACCUCACUUGGAUCUACUACUUUAAAAGGGUAUGUGAAACUUCAGAUCAGACAUACCUUUGAAGAAUUAGGAAUCAGAGCAAGUGUGAAGAACAAGCAGCUUUGAGGUGCUUCCCCGGAGCUGAAUGAAAUGGAGCUGAGGGAAACUAAACUCCAAAUCAGCGGGGAAGAUGGUUAUUCCAAUUUUGCUUUUGAGGGGGAAGAUAUCAAGGACCAGAGUGGGUCAGGAAGAUCUUCACUAAGAAAUCGUAAUGAAUACAAUGGGGAUAGUAUACAUACUCAGCAGGGAGAAGAACAUCUCACUAUUGAACAAGAUUUCCCCAAACAGAAAAGAAGCAUGGAAGAAAGUGAAUUAACAUAUAUGAAAGGGUACCUGGAAAAGAAAUAUGAUGCGACUUGUGACUUCUUUAGGAAGCAUAAAAUUGUGGUCCAAUAUAUCAUCUAUGGCAUUUUAUUAGCAGGCUAUUUGGCUCUAGUGAUUGCAGCCUGUGUGGUAAACUUUUAUAGAGCCCUCCCACUUUUUGUUCUCACGGUUGUUGCCAUUUCCUUUGUUAUUUGGGACUACUUGAUAGCCAAAUAUGAAGAUCAGAUUGCAAGGUUCUUGUCUCCUGGUGGCAAAGUCUUAAACAAACAUUGGUUCUGGUUGAAGUGGCUAAUGUGGAUCUUGCUGAUUAUAGCAGUCAUCUGUUGGCUAAUUUUUGACACAGCCAAACAGGGAACCCAGCCUUUGGUGUCCUUUGGUGGCCUUGUAUUAUAUGUUCUCCUGAUGUUUAUAUUUUCUAAGCAUCCAACUAAAGUAAGUACUAAGGAAAUCUUCACAUUCAUUUUAAUCUCUUAUCAGAUCAUGUUUGAAGUUUUCAAUGUUGAUCACUGCAGUUUAAGGAGGAUAUCAGUCUUGCCAAUAGUGGUCUUCUUCAGCACAGUGAUAUCCAUGCUUUACUACAUUGGAUUCAUGCAGUGGCUCAUUAGAAAGGUUGGAUGGUUAAUGCAAGUUACCCUGGGAUCAUCUCCUAUUGAAUCUGUGGUUGCUGCUGGUAAUAUAUUUGUGGGACAGACCGAGUCUCCGCUUCUGGUCCGACCCUAUUUAUCACAUCUCACCAAGUCUGAGCUCCAUGCAAUCAUGACUGCAGGAUUUUCAACCAUUGCUGGGAGUGUCUUGGGUGCAUAUAUUUCUUUUGGAGUUUCAGCCUCACAUUUGUUAACUGCUUCGGUGAUGUCUGCCCCUGCCUCUCUGGCUACUGCUAAAUUAUUUUGGCCUGAGACUGAAAUUCCUAAAAUAACUCUCAAGUCUGCCUUGAAAAUGGAAAAAGGGGACUCAAGAAAUCUCCUGGAAGCAGCAAGCCAUGGAGCCUCUUCUUCUAUCUCCCUGGUGGCAAACAUCACUGUGAACAUGAUUGCCUUCCUGGCACUCCUAGCUUUUGUGGAUUCGGCCCUUUCCUGGCUAGGGAACAUGUUCGACUAUCCUCAGCUGAGUUUUGAGGUGAUUUGCUCCUAUGUUUUCAUGCCUUUUUCUUUCAUGAUGGGAGUUGACUGGGAAGACAGCUUUAUGGUUGGCGGACUAAUAGGAUAUAAGACUUUCUUCAAUGAAUUCGUAGCCUUCCAACAACUUGCAAAAAUGAUCAAGUUACGAAAACUAGCUGGACCCAAAUUUAUAGAUGGCGUGCAACAAUACAUAUCUGUUCGCUCUGAAACUAUUGCCACCUAUGCCCUUUGUGGCUUUGCCAACCUCGUUUCUCUGGGAGUAGUGAUUGGAGGACUCACAUCCAUGGCUCCUUCCAGGAAGGGGGACAUCGCCGGAGGGGCUUUCCGGGCCCUGGUCGCUGGUAAUGUAGCCAGCUUCAUGACAGCCUGUAUCGCUGGCAUACUCUCCAGCCUUCCCAUGGAGAUAGAUUGCUAUAGUCUUUUAGAAAAUGCCUUUAACUCAAGCUCCCCUAGCAACACAACCGAGCUAGUUACCUGUUGCCAAAAUCUAUUUACCAGCACUGUCGCCAAGAACUACAGUGACAUUUUACCAGGAAGCUUAUCUACCUUGAAUAACUGCUGUCUGAUGCUAAAUUCAACUACAUUUAACUGUGAUUGGGUUACUACCUCAUUCUGAGCUUAGCCUCUUCCCCACAUGGUCCCUGGCAUCGGCUUCAAUCAAUUUGAAAAGGAACGAUAUGAAAAUGAACUAUGUGGUUACACUUCUUUACUGGGGUAAGGAAGAGUUGUGGGGGGAUAUCGACUAUUAUUCCUAAAUUAACUUUUCCAUCAUGGAGUCAGCAUGAACUGGAAGAAAAGAGAAAAGAAUAAGUAUGACCCAUCAAAAACUAUCCACUCUCCCUGUCCCUUAUCCAUCUCCAACAAGGACACAAGACUAUCCUAAUACCCUGAUGGGAUCUUCUCUUUAUUCCCUUUGCUGGCAAUUGGCUUUGGUAUGCCAGAACAUUUCUUCUGAACACAGGCAUUAAUAAAUUCACCGACAAAAAGAACUCUGCUCACCAGCCACUCACUUGGCAUCCUGAACUGGAGGUCCAAAGAGACCCAUUGGAACAAGCAUCAGUUACAGACCAUCCUCAAUUCACUGGGGAUCUUUUGAAAGAGAACAUUUAAUCAGACCUUAGAAAGCUCCAAUGCAAGUGUCAAUUAUAAGCCAGACAACUCUCUGGCUCUUUCAGAAAGAAGCAGUGUCUCUCCCAUCCCCAAGGAGGUGCAAAAUGUUACCUAGAAAUAAGAGUAAAAUGUCCAUUUCACUCUCUGAUUCUGAAGAGGCACAAUUUGAAAAACACAAACCAAGAGAAAGAUCUGCUACCAUGGUGAAGUCCACACUACAUUAUUCCUUACCUAUGGUUUUGAAAUAAAACCUCCUUUGAGCUAUAAUACCCUGGAAACAUGGGUAAAGCCUCUGUGCUUUAGCUUUGCCAACUGCAAAAAGGGAAAACUACCAGUUCCAGUCUACCUCACAAAAUUUCGGGGGCCAUCCUGAUGACUAAUAGGUAGAAUUCCUGAGGUUCUUAGACAACAGGACAUGAUUACUUUGUAGACCAGCAUUUGAGAUAUUUAUUAAAGUCUUAUAUUCAUGUUACUCACUAAUAGAAAUUCACAGGGGAAACAUAGGAACAUCAGUUUGGGAAUCAUCCUAGCCAGAGCAGGAUACAGUGGAACAAUAACAAUCGAUCAGGGUUCCCUGUGCAUCAUUUCCACUAUUGUCAGUUGUCUUCUAGACCCUGAAGCCAGAUUAGUUUGAAUCCUACAAGUGUGUAGAGACUUGAUAGGGUUGGGAGAUUUUUAAAUUCCGUUUCUUUCUUUAUAACCCCUCAAAUGUUUGUGAAAUCGAACAACUUUGUACACCACAAGCUAAAAAUAAUUAAAAAUAUAUAAAAUA